GGGGGGCGCGACCGUUAGGGGCCGUGAGGGGACCCUGACGGGACCGUGAGGGGCCGGCCGGGGGCCGCGUUCGUUCCCUUCGUGUUUUCGGCUUUGCGCCCCAGCGCCGCUGCAUUCUGUAUCCGGGUGUGUUUUGUGCUGGGUUCCUGAUAACCAGAAUCUCCACAGGUAUAUUUAGUGCGGGGCGUAGCGGGGCUCCCGGCGCCCAAAUCUGCCUCCUUCCAUCGCCGGCGCUGAGGCCCCGCUGGCACCAAAACUUCCCCCCAAACUAUUCUCUGAGCAGCGCGGGAGUGUUGACGCUGAAUGUGCCAGGCAAGCUGCAAAACCGUCCGUAGUAAGGGAGCUCUUGUCGCGUUUCUGCCACUUGCUUUCAGACAUAUAAACGCUUUGGAGAGCUGACUUAACUGUGAUUUGGGUUAUGAGGUCUCCUGCCUUGUCGGUGAGCUUGUUUUCUGGAUGUGGGCAGAAAAAGACUGUGUAGUUGAGAGAAACCAGUUUGGCUGCUGAAAUUCCAGUUCUCUGGUUCAACAGAAUCAACGUGAAUUUCUGCGGUUAAGAUCUGUCAGUCCUUCUUCAGCGCCUCCGAAGCUUUGGGUGGGUUCCCGAUUGACUUUCCUCUUGAAAUGCCUGCCUGGAGAAUUGAUAGACGCUGCUGGUAGUUCUGGCAGCAGAUUGAAGGCAAUUAACAGGAGCAUUUUGAUUAUUAGGUAUACUUGGAGAAACGGGUGACGUUGUUUCUGAAGCCACGUGUUUUUAUUUGGAACGUUUCUUUCACGUCCCAGAGCGCUGCGUGAAAAAACCAAGUGGUUUGCUGAGAGCAGAAGGUUGAGGUUCUUAAUAAAGACAACAACAACAAAAAAAAAAACAGGGCUUGUGGUUGACUUGAACUUUCACGUCCUGGUAGACCAGGAUGAAACACGUUCAGCGGACGCUUCCCGGGAGCAACCUUCAGGGCUGUGCAGCUGCUUCAGGCCGCUGACUUCGGCGUCCGCUCUGACCGACUUCCAGGCUGCUCACUGAGAAACUAGAUCGUCCGGAGGAUGGAAGAAAAUAGCCACUAAGGGUGAACUUGCAGAUUUUGGAGUGAUUCUGGCUACUUUGGCUGAAAGGAAAACGAUGUCCGUUUGUAUUAGUCGAGAAAGCAGCAAAUUGUAAAGAAAUGAAGAUUUAGAAGGUGAUUUGCCAAGCGAAGAAGAUGGGGGCAAAUAGCAGCAGCAUCAGCGAGCUUCCGGAAAACGAAUACCUGAAAAAGUUGUCAGGAGCAGAGCCUAUCUCCGAGAAUGACCCCUUCUGGAAUCAGCUGCUGUCGUUUAGCUUUACUACUCCAACAAACAGUGCGGACUUAAAGCUCUUGGAAGAAGCCACCAUCUCAGUCUGCAAGUCUUUAGUUGAGAAGAAUCCUCGAACGGGAAACCUUGGGUCAUUGAUUAAAGUCUUUCUUUCUAGAACCAAAGAAUUAAAAAUAUCAGCAGAAUGCCAGAAUCACCUCUUUAUUUGGCAGGCUCACAAUGCGUUAUUUAUUAUCUGCUGUUUGCUGAAAGUGUUCAUCAGUACAAUGUCAGAAGAGGAACUGCAACUUCAUUUUACUUACGAGGAGAAAACGCCGGGCUCGUAUGGAACAGAGUGUGAAGACCUCAUAGAAGAGUUGCUGUGUUGCCUCAUCCAGCUCAUUGUUGAAAUUCCCCUCUUAGAUAUUACAUACAGCAUUUCCUUGGAGGCUGUGACAACGCUCGUCGUCUUCCUCUCCUGCCAGUUAUUUCACAAGGAAAUUCUGCGAGAAAGUCUCAUCCACAAAUACCUGAUGCAUGGUCGAUGUCUCCCAUAUACCAGCAGACUUGUGAAAACUCUGCUAUAUAACUUCAUUAGACAAGAAAGAAGCCCUCCUCCGGGGACCCAUAUCUUUCAGCAGCAAACAGAUGGAGGAGGACUGCUGUACGGAAUUGCAUCCGGGGUGGCGACUGGCCUGUGGACAGUCUUCACGUUAGGUGGAGUGGGGAGUAAACCAACGCCGCAGCUGGAGCAGUGCUCCCCUCUAGCUAAUCAGAGUCUGCUGCUUCUCCUGGUCUUAGCUAAUCUGACUGAUGCUCCGGAUACACCGAACCCCUACAGGCAAGCUAUUAUGUCCUUCAAGAACACCCAAGAUAGCAGUGCUUUUUCAUCAUCAAAUCCGCACGCUUUCCAGAUAAAUUUUAACAGUUUGUACACGGCUUUGUGUGAGCAGCAGAGAUCCGAUCAAGCGACUCUUCUUUUAUACAUGCUUCUGCAUCAAAAUGGCAACGUACGGACAUACGUGUUGGCACGAACGGACAUAGAAAAUCUUGUUCUGCCAAUUCUUGAGAUUCUGUAUCACGUUGAAGAAAGGAAUUCACACCAUGUUUACAUGGCUCUUAUAAUUUUGCUAAUCCUUACAGAGGAUGAUGGCUUCAACCGAUCCAUUCAUGAAGUGAUACUGAAAAAUAUCACUUGGUAUGCUGAGCGUGUUUUAACAGAGAUCUCGCUUGGGAGUCUCCUGAUACUAGUUGUGAUAAGAACCAUCCAGUACAACAUGACACGGACAAGGGACAAAUACCUUCAUACAAAUUGUCUGGCUGCCUUAGCAAAUAUGUCAGCGCAGUUCCGCUCUCUUCAUCAGUAUGCUGCUCAGAGGAUCAUCAGUUUAUUUUCUUUGUUGUCUAAAAAACACAACAAGGUGUUGGAGCAAGCCACGCAGUCCUUAAGAGGUUCCCUUGAUUCAAAUGACACUCCGCUUCCUGAUUAUGCACAAGACCUGAAUGUGAUUGAGGAAGUGAUCCGAAUGAUGUUAGAGAUUAUCAACUCCUGCCUGACCAAUUCCCUUCAUCACAACCCAAACUUGGUGUACGCGCUGCUUUACAAGCGGGAUCUGUUCGAGCAAUUUAGAACUCACCCUUCCUUCCAGGACAUAAUGCAAAAUAUAGAUCUGGUGAUCAGCUUUUUUAGCUCCCGAUUAGAGCAAGCUGGAGCUGAACUGUCAGUGGAGCGGGUUCUGGAAAUCAUCAAGCAGGGAGCUCUUGCUUUGCCCAAAGACAGGCUAAGAAAGUUCCCAGAGCUCAAGUUCAAGUACGUAGAGGAGGAGCAGCCUGAAGAGUUCUUCAUCCCCUACGUUUGGUCUCUGGUGUACAACUCCGCCGUGGCCCUGUACUGGAACCCUCGCAACAUCCAGCUCUUCACAAUGGACUCUGGCUGAAGCAGGAGACGCGCCCGCCGAGCCAGCUCGACUCCGUCGUCUUACAGAAAACGAAACUCUGCACUGCGUGUGAAUACGUGACCCCUUCCAGUGUGCACCCUCCGACCCCAGAGCUUACAGAGAAUGAAGCUUGCUGCUCGUGUACAGUCCAGCAUCGAUGUUUCAGAAGCAGAUUGCCACAGACAGCCUGGCAACAGGCUGCGGUGUGAGGAACUGAUGCUUUGUAUGCAACCUUGUAUUUAUAGUCCUAUAACCUGGAGCUUGUUUGAAAAUGAGGCCUUACACAUGGGGUAUGAUGUUACUACCAACCACACAACUGAUUGUUCUUUUAACGGGGUAAAUGAGGAAAGAGAUUGUGGACUUUGAUUUGGAAGCAGCGUUUGUAUAUUCAUUUCUUUAAAGCGAGGCAGCUUCUUUGGGUCAAGCUUUCUAUGGUCUGUUGGAUUCUGCCGUGGGUUGCUCAUUACCUAAUACCGUGCUUUCAUUCACAGCCCUUUAUUUCGGUGACACUCUCAAGGCUGCAGUCCUUCAGUUGCUGUCUACACUGUCAUCCAAGUGAACUAGCAAGCAGCACAUUAAUCAAAUUAGCUCCCAGGCAGACUCAAAACACUUGAUUUAGAUGUCAAAAUGUUUGUGGGAGGAUUUUCAAUAGCUAGUCUUUUUUUUGUUUGUUUGACUGGCAAAUAUUCUGUAGAGGGCUAGAAGCACCAGCUUUCAGAGUAAAGUCCCUUACAGACUUGUUCUACUGUGCUUCUGUGCAAAAGUUGACCCUGGAAACUGAACGUGUGAAAAAAAUCUCCAAAGAAAAUAAUUAUAAGAUUGUAAAAUAGACCAGUGUCCUGUAAAAACGUGUAAUGGUGACAGAGUGUUGUGGGGAUCCUUGGCAAUUUCUGUGUUGAAAAUGCCGUGUUUGCUAUUAAAGGUUUUAUGGCAGAAGUAUAAAUUUAUCUGAAUGUAGAAUGCUUCUUUUCUGUUUGUUUUUUUGUGUGUGUGGUGUUGUUUUUUAAAGUGUCCUUUCCUGAUAUACCUGCUUCUGCAGUUGGAAGAACAAAAGAAAUGGGUUGACCUGAUUUUUAAAGAACAUCUCAUUUUUCAGAAUGAGGAUCACUUCUUCUGUGGGGAAGUUCCUGACAGUGCUCAUUGCACAUGCAUGCAAACACUCUUCUAAUCCCACACGCUGCUGUGUGGAGGACUGUCACCAGUGCAUCGCAUGCCAAAACAGAAAUAUCAAGGAUUUAGUACCUAAACAUACAUGGCAACCCCCGUACUCACUGCCUGCUCCAGCAUGUUCUGUUUACUGACCUGAAGAAUUGGGUGCAUUUGCUUUCAGGCAGUUCUUUAAGUGGCUCUAAAUAGAAUUCCUUGCACCUUUUUUUUUCUUUUUUUUUUUCCUUUUUUUUUUUUUCCUGAAGGUUAUCCUAGAAUUGUACUUUCCUUUUAUCUGUUGACUUAGAGGUGGAAGUCCAUUUGAGUACUACACAAAAAAAAAAAAAAGCUUUCUAUAUUUAUUUAAAUAUUAUCUAUUGAGAGACAGAUAGAGCUCAGGAGCAUUUGAGACUUCAAAAAGGCAGGAGCUUUUGAGAUGAAGCCACAGUCAGACUGGAGACGCAGUUUUUUCUUAGGAAAAUAUGAGAAAUGAAUGAUACAUAACUGUGCUGCACUUACGUUUAUGCUGUGUUUUUGGAUAUUUGUUUUUCUUUGAGCAAACUUUACAGGGGAAUGACUCUACUUGGUUAUUGUAGUGAUUUGUAAUUUUGUCCUUUUAUUAAGGCUAAGAGUGUUUGUGAGACAGCAGAGCUGUAUAGCCUUUGAAAAAAAUCAGCCUGAAGAUGCACUUUUAAACUGGAUUCAGAAGUUAUUGGGGUAGCUCAGUUUUCAUCCAACUUCACCACCCGUGAGCGCUUGAGCCUGCCCCGAGGUGAACACCCUCCACCCUGCUGCCUUCUGCAGAAGUGGAGCUUCAUGAACGAGGGCUCACAGAGAGCAGAUGCUUGUCUGCCAGGUGUCUAGCUGGAGAGAACCUGAUUUUCUUUGAAAGGACUUUUUAUAAAGAAAAGGGUGCAUAAAGCGGCACUCUGCUAGAAUAGGUCAAACCAGCUGCUCAAUCAAUGUAGGAGUCGCACAGUAAAUUAUUUCUUGCUGUCCUCUUGUUCUGAUGACAUUGAACUGAAGUGCAGAAGGAGCAGGUUUGUUCCGAUUGCAUAAUUUCCUUGUGCAUUUAAUUAAUAUGCAAUGCUCCCAGGGCCCAGCUGGUUUGGAACAGCUGGAGUUACAAUCCAAAGUCAAAGCAGCAGAGCCAGACCAAGAUUUAUGCCCAAAUCCAUGCUAGUCUGAUUGGCUCUUCCAAAACUAUAGCAUUAUAUGGGUCUGGCAGUGUCCUGAAGUCUGCAGUCUGGCAUGUUCACAAAUACUCUGUUUUCCUUCAGAUCUGUAAAGUAUCACCUUAGGGAUCCUUUUCAUUACUUUGUGUGAAAGAUUUAUUAUGCGUAAUAAAAAAAAAAUAAAACAGUAA
Molecule: messenger RNA, 5717 nt
Organism: Cygnus atratus (black swan)
Lineage: Eukaryota; Metazoa; Chordata; Aves; Anseriformes; Anatidae
Gene: DYM
Product: dymeclin
Exons: 19
Coding region: 1196-3205 (669 amino acids)
Biological process (GO): Golgi organization
Cellular component (GO): Golgi apparatus
Source: RefSeq, a predicted model, not a curated record